Puma concolor (puma) is the source of this 656-nucleotide messenger RNA. It is a transcript of the gene GPX6, whose product is annotated as glutathione peroxidase 6. Gene Ontology annotation, biological process: response to oxidative stress. NCBI's taxonomy places the organism in Eukaryota, Metazoa, Chordata, Mammalia, Carnivora, Felidae. Gene Ontology annotation, molecular function: glutathione peroxidase activity. The record is from RefSeq and is a predicted model, not a curated record.
CUCUGGGCUUCACGACCUCUUCCCCUGUUCCUGGGAGGGCCUCAGCUCAGCCGGCCCCGAGCCACCAGACCAUGAGGAUGGAUUGCUAUACAGGGGUGACAGGCACCAUCUACGAGUACGGUGCCCUCACGCUCAGUGACGGGGACUACAUCCAGUUCAAGCAGUACGCGGGCAAGGUCGUCCUCUUCGUCAACGUGGCCUCCUACUGUGGCUUGACAGCUCAGUAUCCUGAACUGAACGCACUUCAGGACGAGCUGAAGCACUAUGGCGUGGUUGUGCUGGGCUUUCCCUGCAACCAGUUUGGAAAACAAGAACCAGGAAAGAACUCAGAGAUCCUUUCCGGGCUCAAGUAUGUGCGUCCAGGUGGCGGCUUCGUCCCCAGCUUUCAGCUCUUUGAGAAAGGGGAUGUGAAUGGAGAAAACGAACAGAAGGUCUUUACCUUCCUGAAGAACUCCUGCCCUCCGACCUCUGAUCUUUUGGGCUCACCAGACCAGCUGUUCUGGGAGCCCAUGAAGGUCCAUGACGUCCGCUGGAACUUUGAGAAGUUCCUGGUGGGGCCCAACGGGGUCCCUGUCAUGCGCUGGUUCCACAAGGCUCCCAUCAGCACCGUCAGAUCAGACAUCCUGGAGUACCUGAAGCAGCUAAAAACCAAGUAG